CGGCCGUGGCAGCAUCCUCUCACUCACUCACUCUGUACUACUGCCUGCGAUGUGACUCCACGCAGCGCGCUUUGCUGGAAUAAUCACCCCGCGGGACUGACAACUGACGGAUUUUACGCGCACGCCACGCCGUCCGGUUUUCCAAAAUCAACGGGACACCGCGGCUGCGGCCAAUGCCUUUUACCAUGACUGUGGGAUUAAUAACGAUUUUGUCCGCUGUUACAGCCGUUUACGCGAUGGAAGAAACAUUAAUGGACACCAGGACCGCGACAGCAGAGCUCGGCUGGACGGCGUACCCUUCAUCAGGGUGGGAGGAAGUAAGCGGCUAUGAUGAAAACCUCAACACCAUCCGAACAUACCAGGUGUGCAAUGUCUUCGAGUCCAACCAGAACAACUGGCUGCUCACCACAUUCAUCGCUCGUCGUGGCGCUCAGCGGAUCUAUGUGGAAAUGCGUUUCACUGUCCGAGACUGCAGCAGUAUUCCGCGAGUGCCUGGAUCCUGUAAGGAGACCUUUAACUUGUACUACUAUGAAACGGACUCUGUUAUCGCCACCAAGGGUACGGCGUUCUGGAUGGAGGCCCCGUAUUUAAAAGUGGACACUAUUGCUGCGGACGAAAGCUUCUCGCAGGUGGAUUUUGGUGGUCGGUUGAUGAAAGUGAACACGGAGGUGCGGAGCUUCGGUCCACUUUCGAAAAAUGGCUUUUAUCUGGCAUUUCAGGACUAUGGGGCAUGCAUGUCCCUGCUUUCAGUACGUGUGUUUUAUAAGAAAUGCCCCAGUGUGGUGCAGAACUUUGCAAUCUUUCCAGAGACUAUGACUGGAGCAGAGAGCACCUCCCUGGUGAUUGCUCGUGGGAUGUGCAUCCCAAAUUCAGAGGAAGUGGAUGUACCAAUUAAGUUGUACUGUAAUGGCGAUGGGGACUGGAUGGUUCCGAUUGGGAGCUGCACAUGCAAGGCAGGAUUCGAGCCGGACAAUGGGAACAUCUGUCGAGCGUGUCCUCCAGGAACAUUCAAGGCUAGUCAAGGGCCGGGUCUGUGUUCUCAGUGUCCAGCCAACAGCAGAUCUACAUCUGAAGCGGCCACCAUCUGCGUCUGCAGGAACGGCUACUACCGAGCAGACGGAGAGCAGCCAGACAUGCCCUGCACCAGUGUUCCUUCUGGACCUCGAAACGUGAUCUCCAUUGUGAACGAGACGUCCGUGACCCUGGAAUGGCAUUCUCCGCGUGAAACUGGCGGUCGCGAGGACGUCACGUACAACAUCGUGUGUAAGAAGUGCCAGGCGGACCGGCGCUCGUGCUCUCACUGUGACGACAAUGUGGAGUUUCAGCCACGUCAGCUGGGACUGACCGAGUCCAGAGUGUUCAUCAGUAACCUGCUGGCUCACACACUCUACACGUUCGAGAUCCAGGCGGUCAAUGGCGUCUCCAACAAGAGCCCGUACCCUGCCCAACACGUCUCCAUAGACAUCACCACCAACCAGGCCGCUCCGUCUAUUGUUCCCAUAAUGCAUCAGGUCAGCUCUACCAUGAAGAGCAUCACGUUAUCAUGGCCACAGCCUGAGCAGCCCAAUGGCAUUAUUCUCGAUUAUGAGCUGCGCUACUAUGAGAAGGAGCUGUCAGAGGUGAACUCUACGCAGAUGAGAAGUCAGACCAAUACAGCGCGUGUGGAUGGAUUACGGCCAGGCACCAUGUAUGUAAUGCAGGUUCGCGCCAGGACUGUCGCCGGCUUCGGCAAAUACAGCAGCAAAAUGUGCUUCCAAACCCUCACAGAUGACGACUAUAAAUCAGAGCUGAGGGAGCAGUUGCCACUGAUUGCGGGCUCGGCCGCGGCUGGAGUGGUCUUCAUCGUGUCUCUGGUGGCCAUAUCUAUAGUCUGUCGAAGGAAACGAGCUUACAAUAAGGAGGCAGUGUACAGUGACAAACUCCAGCAUUACAGCACUGGCAGAGAGCUCACUCUUAGGCCAGAUCUGUCGAACUGCCACACGCCCAUGGGCUGCCCGACACUGCCAGGCUCUCCGGGCAUGAAGAUCUACAUCGACCCCUUCACCUAUGAAGACCCCAAUGAAGCGGUCAGAGAAUUUGCCAAAGAGAUCGACGUCUCGACGGUCAAGAUCGAGGAAGUCAUUGGGGCAGGUGAGUUUGGGGAGGUUUAUAAAGGUCGACUGAAACUCCCUGGAAAACGAGAGCUCUACGUUGCCAUCAAAACACUGAAGGCGGGAUAUUCGGAGAAGCAGAGGCGUGACUUUCUGUCCGAGGCAUCGAUCAUGGGUCAGUUUGACCAUCCUAACAUCAUCCGUCUGGAGGGGGUGGUGACCAAAAGCCGUCCAGUGAUGAUCGUCACCGAGUUCAUGGAGAACGGCGCUCUCGACUCCUUCCUCAGGCAAAACGAUGGUCAGUUCACAGUGAUCCAGCUGGUGGGGAUGUUGAGAGGAAUAGCUGCAGGGAUGAAGUACCUGUCGGAGAUGAAUUACGUCCACCGGGACCUGGCCGCCCGCAACAUCCUGGUCAACAGCAACCUUGUGUGCAAGGUGUCGGACUUCGGCCUGUCCCGUUAUCUGCAGGAAGACACAUCUGACCCCACCUAUACUAGCUCACUGGGUGGAAAGAUCCCUGUGAGAUGGACCUCACCGGAAGCCAUAGCGUACAGGAAGUUCACCUCUGCCAGUGACGUGUGGAGUUACGGUAUCGUCAUGUGGGAGGUGAUGUCGUUCGGCGAGAGACCCUACUGGGACAUGAGCAACCAAGAUGUGAUCAACGCUAUAGAGCAAGAUUACAGGCUUCCUCCACCCAUGGACUGUCCCACUGCUCUCCACCAGCUGAUGCUGGACUGCUGGCAGAAAGACCGAAACGCCCGGCCACGCUUCACAGACAUCGUCAACACACUCGACAAACUUAUCCGCAACCCCACCAGCCUUAAAGCAGUUGCCAGUAUACCUACUAUACCAUCCCAGCCACUGUUGGACAGGUCUAUCCCAGACUUCACCACCUUUAGUUCAGUCGAGGACUGGUUGGCCGCUGUCAAGAUGUCUCAGUACAGAGAUAACUUCCUCAACUCUGGAUUCACGUCCCUACAGCUGGUCACUCAGAUGACUUCAGAGGACCUGUUAAGGAUAGGAGUGACUCUAGCCGGCCAUCAGAAGAAAAUCCUUAACAGCAUCCAGUCCAUGCACCUGCAGAUGUCUCAGUGCCAGACGGGCACUGCGCUGGCAUGACUACAGGGGGCGCCAGACGAUGGGCUGGGCAGCUUGCGGAAGAAUUACCAGCGGGCGAGCCCAAUCCCAUCGGAGCGCGCCAGAAUAGAGACUAUCAUCCUGAUCUGAGUACGCCUCUCAGGAGAGGAACCAUCAUCCCAUUUCCAGCAGAGCAGGACGGGGACCCGCGGGGACAUCGUCCGUUUGUCUCUUCGGAGCUACAGGGAAAAGCGAAGAAGUGGACUCUUUUUGUCCCCUUCUCAUAGUUGUAGUUAUCUUCACAAGAAACCGCAGUGACUGUUCAGAUCCCAAGCAUCGUUUUCGUUUAUUUUCUCGUUUCUUCCCACUAUUAAACAUCACUGCUUCCCACUUACACUACCUGUCGAACUCGGUAUGGCUGACGUUUGCCAAAGGACAUCCCGAAUGCCUGCGUCCCGCUCCCUGGCCAUACAAGCGUAAAUGGUGUAUAUCUUUAAAUAAAUAUGAGUAUAUCUUCAGAGUAAAACCUUCAUAUUGAAGGUGAAGUGUAACGGACUUCUAUGUAAAUACUCUCUUCUUCCGCUUGCAUUUUUGGCAAUGUUGCGCAACUGGACCAGAACCGCCGAUUCUGCAGGACACGAACAAUCCGGGAUGAACUUUUGAUUCUUGUCGAUGUUGUGUAAAUAUCAGUUAGUUGUGUAUAAACUAGAGCUACUUUAGGACGAAAAAAGCUACGCAUUCAGGCCACUAAACAGUGUUUAUUGUAGGUGUUUACCACGCUGAUGAGCACUUACGUGUACAGCUUUUCUUUCUUCCACCUCUUCUUCUUCUUCUUCUUCUAGUCGUUCUUGUUAGUUUCGUGUCGGAGUGUUUGAAUGCGUCGACUAGCGUUGGGAGGGUGCGCCAUUGCCGCCUUAACUAGCUAGAACACUUAAAUGUAGUUCCACUGUUAAUAAGCUGUACUAAUGUUGGUCUUACAGGGUCUUAAAAACCGCUAAUCUGUUUCAAAGCACGUGUUUACAUGACGAGCUAAUGAAAAAGGGAGGAAAAAAAGAGGAAACGCUGCCCUUCACUGCUUUUUCUUUUUAUUAUUAUUAUUAGAUAUUUUCAGGUCGAUUCACUCUCUUUCGGCUCCAGAUGUUUCCAGAUGACAUUGCUAAAUGCGCUACAUGUUCUUUCGUGUCACCAGCCCUCCAUUUAUUUGCGUGUGUGUCUGGAUUGAACAUCUGUGUGACCCUUUAUGAACAGAUGCCUAACGCCACCCCAUUGAGCACAUUCUACUUAAGCAGUCAAUGAAGCACUGGUGAACACACACACUUACACACACAAUCACAGGCUGCUGUUAGCUAUUGGCUGAUCGUCUUUGGUUGCUGUGGAAAAAUGUCAUAAUUAAUUAGUAAAAUGUUAUAAAAAUUAUGUAAUAAAA
This is a messenger RNA of Danio rerio (zebrafish), 4593 nucleotides long. NCBI's taxonomy places the organism in Eukaryota, Metazoa, Chordata, Actinopteri, Cypriniformes, Danionidae. The record is from RefSeq and is a predicted model, not a curated record.